This is a messenger RNA of Medicago truncatula (barrel medic), 1108 nucleotides long. RefSeq names its product ras-related protein RABE1a. The transcript is spliced from 9 exons. The record is from RefSeq and is a predicted model, not a curated record. NCBI's taxonomy places the organism in Eukaryota, Viridiplantae, Streptophyta, Magnoliopsida, Fabales, Fabaceae. Gene Ontology annotation, molecular function: GTPase activity; GTP binding. The coding region runs from base 200 to 850 and encodes 216 amino acids.
GCUAUUAAUUGAGUGACAAUAAGAGCGCGAGUGUAUGUGUUGUUUUGAUUUCCCCAAUUCAACGCCCAACUUAGUGAUGAGUGUCGACGUUACACGUUUUCCCUCUUUUCUUUUCAUUCUCUCUCUUUCUCGUUUUCCUGUUUAGAUCUUAACUUUCCUCUUCCUCAUCUUCACAGAGGAAUAGGUUUUGGUUGUUUCGAUGGCUGCUCCACCUGCCAGAGCUCGUGCUGAUUACGAUUAUCUCAUUAAACUUCUCCUAAUCGGUGAUAGCGGUGUUGGUAAAAGUUGUCUUUUAUUGCGUUUCUCUGAUGGGUCUUUUACAACUAGUUUUAUCACAACCAUUGGCAUUGACUUCAAAAUAAGGACAAUUGAGCUUGAUGGAAAGCGAAUCAAAUUGCAAAUAUGGGACACAGCCGGUCAAGAGCGGUUUCGAACUAUCACAACUGCUUACUACCGUGGAGCCAUGGGUAUUUUGCUUGUAUAUGACGUUACUGACGAGUCUUCUUUUAACAAUAUCAGGAAUUGGAUUCGUAACAUUGAGCAGCAUGCUUCUGACAAUGUUAACAAGAUAUUGGUGGGCAACAAAGCUGACAUGGAUGAAAGCAAACGGGCUGUGCCAACUUCUAAGGGCCAAGCGCUUGCAGAUGAAUAUGGUAUCAAGUUUUUUGAGACUAGUGCUAAAACAAAUUUGAAUGUGGAGGAGGUUUUCUUUUCAAUAGCCCGGGACAUCAAACAAAGACUUGCAGAUACUGACUCAAAAUCUGAGCCCCAGACAAUCAAGAUUAACCAACCAGACCAGGGAGCAGGGGCUGCCCAAGCCGCCCAAAAAUCUGCAUGUUGUGGUUCUUAAUGGGAAGCUUGAGGGCGUACAUUUGACUUAGAAAUUUAAUUUUGUCAACGACUCUGUCAUUAAUGCAUGUAUGAUUCAUGUUAUUUUACAGUUGCUACUCAUUGGGUGUGAAUGGUAGAUUUUUUGUAUGUCGGGAAAUUAAUCACGUCAAUUUGUUGUUUGCUUAAACCCACUCUUUUUCAGGAGCUUGGUCAUGCACAUCGUGCCUUUCUUGAAGCCAAUAAGGCUCAAAGCAGGAACCACACCAUAUUUGGCUUA